AUGCCCAAUGCAUGGGCCCAUGCACAGGCAGAGGCAGAACGUUUGAAAGAAGGGGCAUUGCCUAACCUGCCUUACAAGGAGGAGUACCUGAAAGUACUUGAGGACAUCAAUGGGGGGAAACUUGCAUACGAGGAUGUUCAAAAACCCAUGACAUCAGAGGAAGAGUACACUUCCCAGGUUAUUCUGGAUGGCAUUAUGGUUAAAAGGCACAAUCGCUUGUUGAAAGAGAUUGUCAGGGGACGGACCCCGGGUCCCCAUGACCCCUCUCCACAGUCCACAGUCUGGCCUGUAAACACAGCCCAUCUCAGGGCAUAG
Molecule: messenger RNA, 315 nt
Organism: Cantharellus anzutake
Lineage: Eukaryota; Fungi; Basidiomycota; Agaricomycetes; Cantharellales; Hydnaceae
Exons: 2
Coding region: 1-315 (104 amino acids)
Source: RefSeq, a predicted model, not a curated record